Arxiozyma heterogenica is the source of this 561-nucleotide messenger RNA. RefSeq names its product mitochondrial 54S ribosomal protein bL31m MRPL36 (gene MRPL36). Gene Ontology annotation, cellular component: mitochondrial large ribosomal subunit. Gene Ontology annotation, biological process: mitochondrial translation. The coding region runs from base 1 to 561 and encodes 186 amino acids. The record is from RefSeq and is a predicted model, not a curated record. Lineage: Eukaryota; Fungi; Ascomycota; Saccharomycetes; Saccharomycetales; Saccharomycetaceae. The transcript has a single exon. Gene Ontology annotation, molecular function: structural constituent of ribosome.
AUGAGAAUAAAUCCAAAUUUACUUAGAAUUUCGAUUAGAUAUGCUUCUUCCAGCAGUGGUGGAUAUCCUGGGUCAAUGAGAACAGCAUUACCUCGUAGACCUAUAAGAAAAAUCCCAGUAGGUAAAGCACGUCCUGCUAUAUAUUAUCAGUUUGAUGUUGCAGUAGAAUUGACUGAUGGUAGUGUGGUUAUGAGAAGAUCACAGUAUCCUCAAGACGAAAUUCGAUUGAUUCAGGAUCAAAGAAAUAAUCCAUUUUGGAAUCCAAGUAGAGAUGAUUUGAUAGAUGUGGAUCCUAAUUCAGUUGGUAAUAUUGAAAAGUUUAAACAAAGAUACAGCGGUAUGUUUGGUUAUGCACAAGAUGCACAGGAGUCAUCAAAGUCAUCUUCUCAAGGAAAGAGAGUUAAAAAGAAAACUUCUUCGAAGUUUGAUGAUGUUAACAGUAAAGAUAAAGCUAAUGUUAAGGAGUCUAUAACUAAGAACAAGGGACAAGUACCUUCUGAAUUAGAUGAUUUCUUAGAUUUCUUAGAUGAAACUGGGUCGACAUCUACAAAGAAAAAAUGA